CCAUUCAGGACCAGCCUGGCUCCUCCAGACCAGGGUUUAUAAGCACAGAAGACAGAGCCCCAGGAGUCCACAAGGGAGUCACAGACCACAGCGAUCCCCAGGCCAGAAAUAUUAUCUCCAAGAUGCCCAGACCGCCAGGCCCUCGGCACCGGUAGCAGCCAGCAGGCUCCCAGGACGGCUUGGGCCAGUGUCACAGAGUUGCUGGAGGGCCGGGUGGACACUGGCUUAGCAAACCUGCAAGUCCAGAUGAUGCCAGCAGCUUCUCUGUGCAGUGCCUCUUGUUAUCGCACCAACACAGAAGAUGUCCUUUUUGGAGGACAACACAGGAGAGAACAUGGACUUUGAAGACUGGGAAGAAGAGGAAGCCCAGUGCUGCUCAGAAGACCCAGCUGGAAGCCCCAUGGAGACAGGCCAGAGCCAAGCCUCUGUGAGUUCUGUGCAUACAAGUCCAAGAGUGAAGGCCAAAGAGCCCCAGAAAUUCAGCAUUUUCGACCGUGAUCAUAAAGUGUUGGUCCUGGACUCUGGGACCCUCAAAGCAAUUCCACAUAAAAGCUACAUCCUCCCAGAGACAUUCUUUGUGUUGGCCUCACAUCUGGCAAAGCCCUCCGAGGAGAAAGGGUCUCCCAUUUUGUUGGCCGUCUCUAAAGGAGAGUUCUGUCUCUGCUGUGACAAGAACAAAGGAAAACGUAAGCCAUCCCUUCAGCUGAAGAAGAAGAAGCUGAUGAGCCUGGCCGCCCAGAAGGAGACGUCGCGCCGGGCUUACGUCUUCUACAAGUCUAAGGUGGGCUCACGGUACACCCUGGAGUCCGCUGCCCACCCCGGCUGGUUCAUCUGCACGUCCCGCAAUUCCGGAGAUCCUGUUACAGUGACGGAUAAAACCGGGCGAAGGAAACACACCGAGUUUUCAUUCGAGAAUCCUAGCAAAACUGAAAUGAGCCAGUAGGGGCAGAGUGAAGAAACUGUCCCCUCAGGCACCUCCCCGGCCUCUCCUCUGACUCUACCCAUCAGAGGGGAACACAACAGCUGCUUGCUCACUAA
Molecule: messenger RNA, 1038 nt
Organism: Ictidomys tridecemlineatus (thirteen-lined ground squirrel)
Lineage: Eukaryota; Metazoa; Chordata; Mammalia; Rodentia; Sciuridae
Source: RefSeq, a predicted model, not a curated record